GUUUUAACGGCUCGCUGGCCACCAGUCUUUUGCUUCCGUCGUGCUUUCCGUCUGUGACUUCUUGCUGGACACAACCAUAUACCGUCCUGUCGACCGUAUCUUUUGCCCAUAAACCACUUUUCUCUCUUAUUCGAUCUCAGCCAUCUUCUCAAGAAUGGCCUUCAAUUACACACUGCCCUUGCGGGUCGCUCAGGGUGUCCUGACCAUCAUAAUUCUUGGUCUCACAGCAUACGAUGUCUCAAUCUGGUCGCCUUCGGAAACCAACUUCUUGCUUUUCUGUUCGAUAUGGACGAUUCUCGCCCUCGCGUACCUUAUCGUUACGCCGGGUAGGUUUCCAACCGCGGCACAUAAAUACGGCAUUCUAGGAGCUGAACUCGUGACCAUGAUUUUCUGGUUUGCUGGAUUUAUCGCGGAGGCCUCGCUUUUGGGCGACACCGAGUGCCAUAAGGGUACCCUCUGCCGAACCAUGCAAGCUGCGACAGUUUUUGGCGCCUUUGAAUGGCUCCUUUUCGCGGCCACAAGUCUCAUGGCCGGGCUUCACUGUUGGAGAACGAGGAAUACUCACGAUGAUCGGGCGGACCCCCAGAUGCAAGUGAAUCCUAGCGUUUAGGCACCAGCAUGAGAUUACAAACAUGGAAUUUGAAUGAAAGGGGUAGGGGAAACGAAAAUUUUGUUUGUUGAAUGAUUGAUUCACUUCGAUACCCUGAACGUUUGACAUUUACACCAACUCCAAUCCCUAUGCAAUCCCAGCUGCACAGUAGUCCUGAAUAAACGAUUUGAAGUCUUUGGUUGCAAACUCUUGUGAUCUGUACUGCGACAAACCGAGUAUUUCUGCCCUUUCCAAG
Molecule: messenger RNA, 845 nt
Organism: Verruconis gallopava
Lineage: Eukaryota; Fungi; Ascomycota; Dothideomycetes; Venturiales; Sympoventuriaceae
Exons: 2
Coding region: 155-610 (151 amino acids)
Cellular component (GO): membrane
Source: RefSeq, a predicted model, not a curated record